AUGGAACUACCUAAUGUGACAAAUUAUCCCUUUGAGCUAGCUCGGAAUCAUAAUCCGGCCUUAUUAGUGAUUAUGGAGACCAAGCUUGGUGGAGCUCGUGCGAAGGAAAUAUCGGAUAGGCUUCCUUUUGAUGGCGCCAUCCAUACAGAAACAAUUGGGUUCGCAGGAGGCCUUUGGCUGCUCUGGAAUGCUGAUAUUGUGGAGGUGGUUCAUUUGGCAAAUACAGAGCAAGAAAUCCAUGUGGAAGUGAAGGUACUUGCUACUAAACUCUCUUGGAUUUUUUCUACUGUUUAUGCUAGUCCUAGGAUUGCUGAAAGAAAUACCUUGUGGGAAAAUUUAAUUAAAGUAGCUGAUCUUCAUAAUAAACCAUGGGUGAUAGCUGGGGAUUUUAAUGAACCCCUGUUGGAUGAAGAUAAGUUUGGAGGAAGGCCUGUUAGCAUAUAUAGAUCCCUGUUAUUCAAAGAUUGUCUUGAUAAGUGCAAUAUGGUGGAUUUGGGAUUCUCAGGUCCUAGAUACACGUGGACUAAUAGAAGGGAGUUGAAUAACCUCAUUCAAGAGAGAAUAGAUAGGUUUUUCAUGAAUCCUAGUUGGUGCCUCUUGUAUCCAGAAGCUAGGGUCUCCCACCUCACUCGUUGCCAUUCCGACCAUUGUCCUGUUCUUCUUGAAACUGUUCCUAGACAGACCAAUUUCCUUAAUAGGCCUUUUAGAUUCCAAAGCUUCUGGUUGUCUGACCCUUCUUUUCCUCAAGUGGUGACUAAGGCUUGGAAUUGGGAUGAAAAUCUUUCAACUUCUAUUGUAAGAUUCACAAAAGAUGCUAUGAUAUGGAAUAAAAACCAGUUUGGAAAUAUAUUUGAGAAGAAAAGAAGAUUAAUGGCUAGGCUUAAUGGAAUCCAGCAGGUUUUAGCUUCCAACCCCCAAUCUUCCCUAAUUGAUUUGGAAAAUCAGCUUCACAAAGAAUUGGAUGUAGUGCUGAAUCAAGAGGCGGAGUUGUGGGCAUUAAAGUCUAGAAUUAAUUGGAUGGUGUUGGGAGACCGUAACACUUCUUUCUACCAUGUUUCUGCUCUUGCUAGGAGGAAAAGGAACACUAUUACCAUGUUUAAAAACGAGGUAGGGGACUGGCUAACGGAGGAAAGAGAAGUAAUGAACCAUUUUAGAGAGGGGUUUAUCAGGCUGUAUACUACCAGCCAAGUCAAGGCUACUUGGAAUCAUAACCUCCGGCAGGGGUGGCAAAGUAGUCUCACAGAGGAGGAGAAGCACAGUUUAGAGCAGCCGGUGAUAGAUGCUGAAAUAGUCACUGCCUUGUGGUCUCUUAAGGCAUUCAAGUCUCCAGGUCCUGAUGGACUUCAUGCUGGUUUUUUCCAGAGAUUCUAG
Molecule: messenger RNA, 1371 nt
Organism: Quercus robur (English oak)
Lineage: Eukaryota; Viridiplantae; Streptophyta; Magnoliopsida; Fagales; Fagaceae
Exons: 1
Coding region: 1-1371 (456 amino acids)
Molecular function (GO): catalytic activity
Source: RefSeq, a predicted model, not a curated record